Molecule: messenger RNA, 1395 nt
Organism: Brugia malayi
Lineage: Eukaryota; Metazoa; Nematoda; Chromadorea; Rhabditida; Onchocercidae
Product: WD domain containing protein
Exons: 10
Coding region: 1-1395 (464 amino acids)
Biological process (GO): endoplasmic reticulum unfolded protein response
Cellular component (GO): endoplasmic reticulum
Molecular function (GO): protein binding
Source: RefSeq, a predicted model, not a curated record
AUGACUAAUACGAUAUCAACAGAAAAUGAUUUUGAGCCAGCAUACAUUGGAUAUUUUUUCAUCUUGUUUUCUGGAUUGACUGCUUUUGUUAUUGCAUUAUUUGUAUGGAUAAGAUGGGACACCGACAGGAAAGGAAGAAAUGGAAGACAAGAUUCGACGGACUCAGAGCAAAAUAUAGAAGAUGAAAAUCCGAAUGCAGAAAAUAAAAUUAAUUCUUUUUCGAAAGAUGCAAAAAAACAAGGAAAAUGGAAAUUUGACAAGAUGCGAACACCACAAUUUGAACAUCCAUGGCUUUUAACUACACUGAAAGGACAUGUGAAAGAUGUCUUGGACUUGGAUUUUUCUUCAAAUGGCAGAUAUGUUGCAUCAGUUAGCUCCGAUCGUUCACUUUAUCUCUGGAAUGAUUUCAGUGAGCGGGACCAUAAGAUGCAUCGUUGCACUGUUGAAUUGGAUAAUGCAAAUCACAUAAUCUUUGCACCUGAUUCAAAAUAUGUCCUUAUGAGUCUGCGAAGUGCUAACAAGUUGGAUGUUUACAAAAUGACAAAGAAGGAAGGCACACAAAAUUAUAAGUUUUCACGUGUUGAAAGUAUUGAAUUUCCGGUUGUUCAUGCUGAAGAUAUUAACAAUAUAGGAAUUGCCUGUAAUGGAAAAUUUGUGAUGUCAGCAUCAGCCGACAACCAACUCGUGAUAUAUAGCCUUCAUGGCGAUGUUCUCAAAAAAAUUGAACUAAAAUUGAACAUUCUGUACAACGCAUGCAUCUCGCCGUGUGGUCGGUUUGUUGGUGCAAGUGGUUUUACACCGGAUGUCCUUGUUUUUGAAGUAUUAUUUGAUCGUCAAGGAAACUUCCAAGAUAUUAAAAAAGCUUUUGAACUAAAGGGUCAUAGUUCUGGUAUUUACUCGUUUGCUUUCAAUCAGAAUUCAACACUAUGUGUCACAGCAUCUAAGGAUGGGACAUGGAAAGUCUACAAUACCGAUGUGCGUUAUUCACAAGGCGAAGAAACUAAGAUUAUUGCCAGUGGUGAAUUUGAAGUGCUGAAGAAUGCUCGUCCCGAAUCAGUCAAAGUAGUGAUGAGUCCAUCGGGGAAUAGUUUUGUUAUAUCAGCUAGUCGUCAUAUACGAUUGUAUAGCACUUUACAACCUCAGAAAGAAUUUAAAAUGAUUCUGGAUGCACACGACAAGCCAAUAAGUGGCCUACGGUUGAGUUCAUGCGGGAAAAUGAUAGCAAGUUGCGGCGAUCGAUACAUUAGAAUAUUUCAUAAUGUUGCAGAAUUUUAUAGUAAUGUAGUUUCGCUAGAAAAAACUAUACAAGAAACUCGUGAAGAUAGCAGAAGACGACGUCUUGAGGAGCAGCUACAUGAAGCCAAGCAAACACUUAGUCAUUUUUCAUUUUCUUAG